CCGUGAAACAGCGGGAAACAUGGGACCACCGAAGUCUACCCCAGCAAAACAGAAAAAUACACUGUUCACUUACUUUUCCAAAAGCCCGUGUACUCCUCAAAGUGAUGAUACAUCCAAAAACAUUGAAAAUACCGUGUUGUCACCAAAGAAAUCUCCUAACAGAGGGAAGAAUCAACAAAAAACUAAUGGACCCGAUAGCAGUUACAAGCCUGGAGACCUCAUCUGGGGAAAGUUGGAAGGCUACCCCUGGUGGCCGAGCCUCGUGUGUAACCACCCAACUGAGAACAACCACUACAAGCCUGGAAAGCUGCCCCAAAUACAUGUCCAGUUCUUUGACAACCCUGUAUCUCGAGCUUGGGUGAAAUUGAAAAAUUGCAAAAAGUUCAAGGGAUCAGAUGACCCAGACUUCCAGCCAGGUGGUCCCCUCCACACAAAGAGCACCCCGGUGGUGAAGGGGGUUGAGGAGGCUGACCACGCCCUGGGAAUGAGCUGUGAGGAGCGACUGGGACUUGUUGUAGAGUUACAACCAUCUGAUGAUGAGGAUGACAUGCAAUCUGAUGAUGACAGUGGAGAGGGAAACAGCAAAGAAAAUAUGGAUGUGGAUGAAGAUGUCAAGAAGACACCUAGUAAGUCACCAGCAAAAGGUCGAAGGUCACAGCGAUCUCAGCGGAAACGGAGACGGAUCAUCAUUGAGGACUCCGAUAGUGAUGGACAUGCUGGUUCAGAGGAUGAGUUUAAGCCAGGUAAGGAUGAUGGCAGUGAUGAUGAAGCCAGCAGUGGUGUCGAUGAGGAUGACAUCACAUCGGAGAGCGCAUCUGAACCAGACUCACCAAUCAAGUUACCACAGAAGAGAAAAAGGCCUGAACCCAAACAGACCUGGGGUCCAAAAACAGCAAGAAAACAGGAAGGCUCUAAGACUGCCAAGAAGGCUCUGGCAGGCUUCUCCAAGGAUUCAUCAGACACAGAAGAGAAGCUGCCCAGCCCAAGUAGCCCUGCCACACCUCGGCCGGUGGAGGCACGGUCUGACACUGCCUCCACCCCACAGGUCUCAACAGCAACCAAAUCAAAGCUGGCUGCCUUCACUGCCAGUGAUUCUGCUAGCCCAGCUGGAGAGAGUGGUAUCGUUUACCAGCAUCUGAAAUAUGAGUGGCUCAAGGCAGACAACAUCAGAGAUGCCAAGAAGAGGGUGAAGACAGAUGAAGAUUACGACCCCAGAACUCUAUACAUACCAGACGGUGAAAGGACAAAGUUCACUCCUGCGAUGAGGCAAUGGUGGGAGAUUAAAAGCCAGCACUUUGACACUGUCCUUUUCUUCAAGAUGGGAAAAUUUUAUGAGUUGUUUCAUAUGGAUGCGGCAAUUGGUGUUAAGGAGCUAGGACUGAUAUUUAUGAAGGGAGACUAUGCCCAUUCUGGUUUCCCAGAGAUAGCAUAUGGUCGCUAUGCGGACACGUUGGUGCAGAGGGGGUAUCGAGUGGCUCGUAUAGAACAGACAGAGACCCCUGAUAUGAUGACAGAGAGGUGUAAAAACAUGUCGAAGGCUCCAACCAAGUAUGACAAGGUGGUUAAUAGGGAGGUGUGUAGAAUUACGACGAGGGGCACGAAGACGUUCAGCUUCCUGUCUGGGGAGUGCACGGACUCACACUCCACAUACCUGCUCGCUCUCACAGAGAAGGAACAGGGCACAGAGGGUAGCAGUAUGUAUGGUGUGUGUUUUGUGGACACAUCCAUAGGAAAAUUUCAUAUAGGUCAGUUCAGCGAUGACCGGCACUGCUCACGACUGAGAACCCUCCUGGCUCAUUACCCACCAGUUCAGAUCCUGUAUGAGCGAGGUCGACUGACAGCCCGCACCCAGCAGAUGAUCAGUGCCACGUUGCCCUCGGUGAUGAAGGAAGGGUUGAACCCGCGCACAGAGUUCUGGGAUAGCUCCAAGACACUAAAGGUCCUCUCAGAAGAGACCUACUUCAAGCCUGAGGGAGAGGACUUCCAGUGGCCGCCAGCCAUAAAGGACAUGCUAUCUGAUAGUGAUGCCCUUGGAUGUUCAGCUGCAGAUGAAUACAGCCUUGCAGUAAGCUCCCUUGGAGGACUCACUUGGUACCUCCAAUAUUGUUUGCUGGAUGAGGAGCUACUGUCAAUGCGGAACUUUGAUGUUUACCGGCCCCUGGACAAUGAGAGGUCAGCCCUAUCGCCAAGUCCAAAUCAAGGGCAGAAUCUGCCAGAGUUCACAGGGCGACACAUGGUGCUUGACGGGGUCACUCUGGCCAACCUGGAUGUGACAGAGAACAGCAGCACAGGAACUACAGAGGGAACCCUACUGGAGAGGCUCGACACCUGUCAUACACCGUUUGGCAAACGUCUGUUCCGCCAGUGGUUGUGUGCGCCUCUUUGCAACCCUGCCUCCAUCAAAGACAGGCUAGAUGCGGUAGAGGAUCUGAUUGGCUGCCAGGACAUCACUGCUGAUGUGGCCGACAUGAUGAAAAAACUCCCAGACCUGGAACGGCUACUAAGCAGAAUCCACACACUCGGUACUGCAAAGAGCAAGAAACAUCCAGAUGCAAGAGCUAUCCUUUAUGAAGAUAUUACUUACAGUAAAAGGAAGAUUGAAGAUUUCCUCUCCACAUUGGAAGGUUUCAAAAUAUCUUCAAAAAUAGCAAGACGAUUCAAGGAUGUGGUCGGGAAUUUCAAGUCUCAAAUGUUGGGUCGAACACUGGGUAUAGCUGGAAGUACCCCUGAUGGCAUGUUUCCCGACAUUAAGGAACAGCUGGAGUUCUUUGAUAAUUCCUUUGACCACAAUAAAGCAAAGAAGGAUGGUGUUAUAGUUCCCAGCAAGGGAGUGGAUUCGGAGUACGACCGUGCCAUUGAUGACAUGAGGAAGACUGAGAACAACCUGAAGGAUUACCUCGACAAACAGAAAACACGCAUUGGCUGUAGGUCGAUCACAUAUUGGGGUUCAGGGAAGAACCGCUACCAGAUGGAGGUGCCAGAUAGUUAUGUAAAGAAUGUUCCCCACCAGUACCAGCUGAUGUCAUCGAAGAAGGGAACAAAGCGAUAUCGGACAGGGGACAUUGAGGAGAUGCUUGAAGAGCUCACUGAUGCCGAGGACAGGAAGGAUUCGGCACUCAAGGACGUCAUGAGGAGAAUUUUCUAUAACUUUGAUAAACACUACCAGAUGUGGGAUGGAGUAGUUCAGUGCUUGUCAGUGUUAGAUGUCCUGCUGGCACUUGCCUGUUACAGUCGCUGUGCUGAUGGCGCAAUCUGCAGGCCAGAGAUAGUAUCCCCUGAGGCUGGGGUGCAGCCUUUCAUUGAAAUCAGAGAGGCCAGACACCCAUGUGUUUGCAGGACAUUUUCUGGAGGAGACUUCAUUCCCAAUGACACUGUUAUUGGCACACAUGAUGAUCAGGCCGAUGAUGGGGACUCCAGCAGCAGUCGCGUGGUCCUUGUCACUGGUCCCAACAUGGGUGGCAAGUCCACACUGAUGAGGCAGGUUGGGCUUGUGGUUGUCAUGGCCCAGCUUGGGUGCUAUGUGCCUGCAGAGAAGUGCCGCCUCACUCCAGUGGACAGGGUGUUUACACGCCUCGGGGCUAAUGAUCGGAUAAUGGCUGGCGAGAGUACAUUCUUUGUUGAGUUGAGUGAGACAUCAGCCAUCCUUCAGCAUGCUACCUCACAUUCCCUGGUCCUUGUUGAUGAACUAGGUCGAGGCACUGCCACGUAUGAUGGCACAGCAAUAGCAUGUUCUGUGGUGAAGGAGCUGUCUACCAGCAUCGGAUGUCGUACACUGUUCUCCACCCACUAUCACUCACUGGUUGAAGAAUUCUCGCACGAUCCCAACAUUCGUUUAGGACACAUGGCAUGUAUGGUAGAGAAUGAGGAUGAGGAUGAUCCAACCCAAGAAACCAUCACUUUCCUCUACAAGUUCACCAGUGGCGCCUGCCCUAAGAGCUACGGCUUCAACGCUGCCAGACUCGCUAACCUACCUGAUGAGGUUAUCAAAGUUGCUGUAAAGAAAGCAAAGGAGUUUGAAUCUUCAUUGAACAGUAUUAAAUCAUUCAGGAGGGUGUGGAAACAGCCGACAAGGGACAAUAUUGAGGUUUCACAAACAGUCUGCUGAUCUGACCUUUAUGCUACAUGUUCAAAAUGUGAUCAAGAAGAAUUGGAUAUACUGAAAGUGAAUUAAUUUUGUUCAAUGAUUUUUAUUGUAUAAGAUAGAUUUAAUAGUGAUUGAAACAAUUAUUUGCAGUUGUUCAAAAUAGUCUUUGAAGUACAUGUUCCUCGUGUAUCGAUAUAAGGGAGCCUAUGAAUGAUUGAUUUCAAUGAAUAAUUGGAAUGUGCUUUAUAGUAUCUCAUUUGUUACUGUUCUAUUUGUUGUUACCAUUGAAUGUCCUUGUUUGUUUGUAUUACCUGUAAGGCAUGAUUCACAAGUUUACAAAGUCUCAUUUAUAGCAUCAAUUUCAAUUUUUAUGAUAUCAAAGUGCUAUCAUUUUCUAAUAAAUGUUGAAAUCUCAAA
This is a messenger RNA of Mya arenaria, 4501 nucleotides long. Its product is annotated as DNA mismatch repair protein Msh6-like. Gene Ontology annotation, cellular component: MutSalpha complex; nucleus. The record is from RefSeq and is a predicted model, not a curated record. Gene Ontology annotation, molecular function: ATP binding; ATP-dependent DNA damage sensor activity; mismatched DNA binding. The coding region runs from base 20 to 4105 and encodes 1361 amino acids. Gene Ontology annotation, biological process: mismatch repair. The transcript is spliced from 32 exons. Lineage: Eukaryota; Metazoa; Mollusca; Bivalvia; Myida; Myidae.